AUGGCGGACGCGCUGAUCGGGCCGCUGGUGGGGAGGCUCCAGGAGCUGGCGCUGAGCCAGGCGCGGGCGCUGGUGGCGGUGAACAAGGACAUCCGGAGGCUCCGCGACAAGCUCAUGUUCCUGCAGGCCUUCCUCCGCGAGGCCGACGCCAAGCGCCACCUCUUCUCCGACGAGAUCACCAGGGUGUGGCUGCAGCAGACCCGCGACGCCGUCUUCGACGCCGAGGACGCCGUCGAUCACUACUACCUCCAGGUCGACAUGUCAAGGUAUCCAUGGUGGGCUCGUCCAAGUAUGAGAUAUGUUGCAACCUUUACAACACAAGUAAGAAUGCGACGCAAAUUGUCUGUAAAGGUAAAGGAUAUCAACUCAAGGCUCGAGGACAUCAUUGAAAACAAAGACAGAUACAAAAUGGAGGACAUGCAUAAGAAGUCUGAAUUAACAUGGAAAGCUUCUACAUCAAUAUCUUAUGCCAUGUGCCAAUACACGAAGAAUAGCAAAAGAAACUGGAGAAUGUUCUUCUUACUCCCACUGAACAUGAGAAAUUACAGAGUCAACAUCACCAUCCGGCCGUGA
Triticum turgidum subsp. durum (durum wheat) is the source of this 573-nucleotide messenger RNA. NCBI's taxonomy places the organism in Eukaryota, Viridiplantae, Streptophyta, Magnoliopsida, Poales, Poaceae. The record is from the annotation of a GenBank genome assembly.